GGCUAUUUUUAUGAUCGUAAUGCCCAACAUUACGGGUGGUCUGGGAUAUCCGCCCAAACGUCGGUGGGAGAAGUGGCUACUACCACCGGCGGGCACAGCGAGUCUACUUGCUGUGUCGCCAGUGGCCACACCUCCGCUGUGAAGCGAGCGGUUCACAGCGGUUGUAGUGUUACCGCCAAAGCGACGCUACAGCGCAGGGGUGCCACAGUCCACGCAGACUCGGACCUCUAAAGCGGUGAGAGCGUUAACACACAAGAAGAGGAGGCCUUGCUACGCUCUCCGGGGGAUGCCAAAGGUGCUUGUUCGGCAUCAAAGAAAAGGCCUAGGGCAAAACCCAGUAAGGAGGGGUUGAAGGCUAAAGCCAUAUACAAGGCGGCGGUCAAAGUCCACGAGAGACUUAGCUGCAAGUCCAACCGGACGAAGGAAGAGGAGGAAAGGUUGGCUUGGGCUAAGGAGAAAAUGGAGGAAGGCCGGGCGUACUACGCGGCAAGGCCACGAUUCACUGCCACGGAUCCGGGAUUCGUUAACCGGAUAGAGGAAGGAAUCGCGGCUAAAAGGCAGCGGUCUGCUGAAAGCGAGACAGCAAGGCCAGCCAAAAAAUCGAGGCGCAGAGACGACGCUGCAAAGCCAAACGUCAGGCUCGAUCUAGAGAAACCGACUACAUCGAGAGCGGCGGCAAUGGCCAGUGAGAUAGCCAGAAGACACCUUAUCGUGGCACUCAUAGACCGGAGCAAUCCGUUGGGACAAAUCUCUCAGGAGCGCUGGGGAGCAGUAGAGCAUAAGCUGCUGGAUGCGCUCGUCGCAAAAAUGGAUGGGGACCCCACCACGACCAUGCCAACUUUCGAUGGUGCGGGGUGGCUAAAUGGGGUGAAAAUAAUAAGAUGUAAGGACGAUCCCUCUCUACUAUGGGUAAAGGAAGCUGUUGCGACGCUUCAAGGCCUGUGGGAGGGCGCCGUCUUGGAGGUUGUGGACCGCAGCUGCAUACCAUCCAUACCGAAAGCGAAGGUGCUCAUACCCCGCACGGUAAAACCGGAGAAUGCGCUGCGGCUUCUGCAGAGACAGAACCCAGACGUGCCGACGGGAGAUUGGAGGGUGUUAAAGGUCACCAACUCCUGUAAGGAGGAUGGCAGCCAAAAUUACAUCCUCCAAAUCAACAAGCCGGCCGAAGACAUACUGUACGCUAGGUUCGGGAAUAUGGCGUGGGGCAUAGGUAGCGUAUACCUUCGCCUGAAGAAGCGAAGCCUGGCCGAUAACAAUGCUAACACACUGGAGGAGCGAGAGGUCGAGAAGGAUCUGGGAGAGAUCCUGGAGGCCACCUUGAAGCUCCAGGAGACCGAGAAGGGUGAUCCGGAGAUUCUACCCGACCCCGAAAAGAAUCCUGAAGGUUCUUCAAAUAAAUCUGCAUAAAAGCAAGGUCGCCUCUGCCGAGCUCCUCCUCAAUUUAGAGAGGAUCGGCUACGAUGCGGCAUUAGUCCACGAGCCAUGGAUAGCGUCGGGAAACGUGGUAGCUGGACUAAAGUCGCAAACAUACUAUACGCACAUCCCGAGUGCAACAAACAGGGUAAGAACAGCUAUACUGGUAAAGAAAAGUAUACACUCUUAUAUUGAUCUUAAUUUCUCUUCAGAUGAUCUGACGGUGGUAGCUGUGAAGGAUGGCAAGGAUGACACAAUACUCCUUGCAUCUUGUUACAUGCCUCACGACGAGGAGGCGCCACCAAACGAGCUCCGGAGGUUGGUGGGAGAGGCCGAGAAGGCGAAACGCCCACUCAUCAUAGGCGCGGAUGCCAAUGCGCACAACACAGUAUGGGGGAGUGGAGAUACCAACGAAAGGGGUGAGUCUUUACUAAACUUUAUAUUAAUAAGUAAUUUAGAUAUAGCUAACCGGGGUGAGGAACCAACUUAUAUUGGCCCUACCUCGAAGAACGUCCUUGACAUAACACUCCACACUAGUGGGGGAAUCAGAGUACAGAAUUGGGAGGUGCUUAGUACACCCUCGUUCUCUGACCAUAGGUAUGUAGGAUUUCAGGUAAAAUUCUCAGCCCGUACAAAAAGCGAAACCUUCAGAUGGUUCUGCAGCGUCUGCACCAACCUGAUAAGACGCAACACAACAUCGGUUAGGUGCAACGCAUGCAACAACUGGUGCCACCUAAAGCGCUGCACAGGUCUAACGCACCACCGAGAAUGGAGUACUGGCUUCAUUGCAGCCUGUUGCCCAGCCGCACCACA
Molecule: messenger RNA, 2226 nt
Organism: Rhagoletis zephyria (snowberry fruit fly)
Lineage: Eukaryota; Metazoa; Arthropoda; Insecta; Diptera; Tephritidae
Source: RefSeq, a predicted model, not a curated record